CUGUUAAUGAAAAAGUGUACCAAUAAUCUAAUCAAUGAGUAUCUAUUUAAUCACAAAGCUCAUCUAUUUAUUUAUUUAUUGACAUUUGAAAGUAAUUUCUUAUAUUUAUUCUAGCUAAUUAAUGCUUAGGAAUUUGGAUGCUCAAACUGGGCUAUCGUAGAAGAAGAGAAAAAAAUAAUAGUGCUCAAAUAGUCAUUUUGCUCAACUUUAAAGGCCAAAAAUCCAAUUGACCCCAAAAUAAAUAUUUACUAGUUUAGCCCCUUAAGAAUUAACAUAUUCUGAUCUCCCUAGACCUUGAAUGAAUAUAUACAACUCUCAGCCGAACUUUCGUUACCGUUUAAAUCUUACAGCUACUGAUCGGAUUCAAGAAAUAUUUUGGAGGGAUCGAAUUGAAAGAACCCUUUGAGCAAACUUCAAUCUCUUCUUCGCGGUUUACAUCUUUUUGCUGCUCCGAAUGGAACCAAUUCAGAGGAUAUAAGCCUAGACUCUUGUUCUGGCUUUAUGUUGAGGAGGGCGUUUAAGUUAAAUUGUUGUAGAAACUGAUGUCCAGAAAGAUGAGAGUGUGCAGUGGAUGGAAGAGACUUCUUUUCUGUUUACCUUUGGUUUUUCUCUUGCCGCAUUUGAUCUCAGUUUCGAAGCUUCAGCAGCAGAUCACUUCACCAGAUUUGCAUACAAAUAAACCCCAAAAAUCCAAUCAUCUUAUUUUGGGACCUGCCGCCGGUGUGGGUUUGGCUGAUCGUCUGCAAUGUCAAGGGAUCAGGGCGCUUAAUCGGACUCAAUUUUCUUCAUUCACAGACGCUUCAACUUACAGAGACCGAAUUUCCUUUGUAACUGUUUUUACCAUGUACAACUCGAGUGUCAAUGGACAAAACAGUGAGAAAUUCAGGCACUUAGUUACCAUCGGGAACACUUCAUACAACAAGGUCGAAAGAUCAUUGGCCAUUUUGGAUGUCUUCAUCAAUUUCAUUCAGGUGAGCGUUCCUCGGAGCAACAUUAUCAUUCUUACUGAUCCAUCCUCAGAGCUCCCAGUGCAUAGAGAUAGGGUUGUAAUGAACCCCAUUCAAGGUGAAUAUUCCAGAGACAAGUUGAUGCUUCAAAGAAUCAGGUCUUACAUUGCCUUUCUUGAAACAAAGCUUGAAGAAAACUCUCAGGUGCAAGGAUCGAAGAAUCACUACAUUUUCACUGAUUCAGAUAUGGCCGUGGUUGGUGAUCUGGGUCAAUUCUUUCAUGACUUCCCAAAUUUUCAUCUGGCUCUCACCUUCCGGAACAACAAAGAACAACCUCUAAAUUCUGGAUUCAUAGCAGUUAGAGGAACUGCUGAGGGAAUGACUAGGGCAAAGGCAUUCCUGCAGGAGGUACUCAAAGUUUAUUCUUCAAAGUUCAUGAAAGCUUCCCGUAUGCUUGGAGAUCAAUUAGCACUUGCCUGGGUUGUGAAAUCUGAACCUUCCUUUGAUGCAAGAAUGUUCACGAAGAAGCAUCCCUUUCUUCACGAAGUCAGUGGGGCUUCAGUGUUAUUUUUGCCAUGUGCUAUUUAUAACUGGACACCUCCGGAGGGUGCUGGCCAAUUUCACGGGAUGCCCUUGGAUGUCAAGGUACUGUCGAGCUAAAGUUUUAUUUUUACCCAAAGAUUUAAUCAACAAGAUUGUCCCCUCAUGAAUGUAACAAACAACUUCUGUCCUAGAAAAGAUGCUGAAAGUCUGUCCUAGAGUGAAGAAAUCUAACCUUCACUCUUAUAGUUUAUAAGAUUUCUAGUCAUUCAUUAGUUAGGUCUUUUUCUCGUCAAAUCUUCAACAUGUAACCGACACAUGCUGAAUGAUUUAGUCAUUUCGCGGAAAGGGAGUUUUGUUUGAAGUUUUCAGAAUAAGAAUGGAUCUUUAAAAGUAAGGGACUGAUCGAAUGUACUCCCUCCGUCCCAGAAAAGUAGUUCAUUUUGUUGUACCAUUUUAGUUCAACAAAAUGUACUUUUCCUCUGGGUCAGAGGGACAGAUUUCACUUUAUGUGAGGAACAAUUUUGUUGAUUUAACUCUUAAACUAUAAUACUGAAAAAGGUGAAAUAUAAUGUUUAUCAUUCGUCACACGUUUGUUGUCUAAUUCUGGAUUUUGUUCAUGAAAUUUAUUGUGGAGGCAGGUGGUACAUUUCAAGGGAUCAAGAAAAAGACUAAUGCUCGAGGCUUGGAAUUUUUUGAAAUCUUCAUCAGAUAAUGACAUCUCUGAUAUGUUGUGCCUGGUUCUGAGCAGUGGAAGGACCAAAUAUGAUUUCUAAGUCAUAAUUCCCAGAAUUUUAAGCGUCAGAAUUUCAUCUUCUCAUUAGUAAAUCCAGUCAAGGAGAAGAAGUUGACGCCUUUGCUUCUGGGGAAUGAGUGAAGUUUCCAUGCUACCAGAACCACUGGUUACAACCUGGCUUACAAAGACUGUUUCUGGGUUCCCCUUGAUCUACUCAAUUGGAAUAGCAAUAGUCAAUGAUUCUAAGCGAAAUGGAACAUUACCCCUGCCCAUCGCCUUUGAGAAUUUGGUCCGGUUAUGAUUUUAGGGUUAGCCUCCACAUUUUGUGCAGAGCAGAUUGUUGAUGCAUUAGCGAUAGAUCAUAGUCAAUUAUCAUCUGUUACUUCAUGUUCAUGUUCAUGCCCCUUCCAUUAGGACAAGAAAUACCGUUUUUUCUUUUUCUUCUUUUUUUUUCUUUAGGACAAGAAAUACCUUGUGUAAGAAGACCUUGGGGGUUUUAAAAGAUUGAAUUUGACCUUAUAGUUCAUUCUAAACUGUUUUACAGACAAGUAUCCUUUAUGGCAAGAGGGAGUAUG
Oldenlandia corymbosa var. corymbosa is the source of this 2798-nucleotide messenger RNA. Lineage: Eukaryota; Viridiplantae; Streptophyta; Magnoliopsida; Gentianales; Rubiaceae. The record is from the annotation of a GenBank genome assembly.